AUGAGAAGAAAGAGAAGAUUAAUUGACGAUGAAGAUUAGAGUGAUGAGAAACUCAGUGCUUUUGAUGAAUUCAAGCAAAAAAUUUUUUAUACUUUUUCAGAAAUAUUAGAUUGCAAAUAAAUCUCACCACCAUUAGCCAUUUUUAUGAUUAUUUUUUCAUAUCUUUAAGUUAUUUCUCUUACUUGCAAUAGCUAUAACGUAUACCUAAAUAACUCUCUUUUUGGACUAAUUCUGCCAUUAAUAGGAUACACUUUGCUUUUUCCUUAAAUUAUUAAUUAGCAAAACUUAUUCUUUAACUAUGCAAUGCUUAUAUUAGGAUUGACUGUUUCUGUGUUCAUAAUUUGGGGUAUGUAUUACGUAUAUAAAUGUCCUAAUUAAGAGGAAGUUUAUAUUAGAUAAUUUAAGAGUAGUUUAGGGUUAAUUUAUGAUGCCUUUGAUAAAAUUGUUUUUAUGCCUUUAAUGGGUUUAAUUCUUGCAAAUUUUUUCUGCUAGCUUAACGUAACAUGCUUUUCAACAACACACAUCAUUUUGAUUAUUUUUUCUGUCAUAGCUUUUUGUCUAAUGAUAGGGCUAGAGAUAUUAUAUAACUUUAUGUUUUUUAACUUUACGUUUAAGAGUUAAGAUAGCCUCUCUAGAAAUCCCUCAGAUUUAAAUAUGACCUCAAUCGUUUUUAAAUUGAUAUCUCUACUGACCUACUUGAUACUUAAUCUAUCGGAUCACACAUAACUUCUUGAAUAGAUGCUAGUCAUGAUCGUAAUCUCUUUUUUCAUAAUGUUAGAUACCCUAAGCACUUACCCUUAUCAUUUAAAAUCUGUUUCUAAAACUAAUUGCAUAAUGGUCACUACUUUUUUUUGGGUUAAUGCAUCAAGUUUUUUUGUAGAAGCUUCUAACAUCUCGUUAUUUUAGUAAAAUGCACUUUUACUUGUUGGAUUAGGUGCAGUCUUUUUUGUAAAGCUUCAGCUCAAUAGAGUAUCCUACACAGCAAAUAAUGUUAUGAUAUCAGAAUUAAUAGCUAUAGAUACUGAUAUUUUCCUUGAUAUGAAAGUUAGGGUAUAUCAUACCUUAUCUUAGAAUUUGCACAUUAAGAAAUCUGAGCUUUUACUUGCUUCUUUACUUAAAAUUCACCACGACAAAUGUGUUGAUCCUAUGUGUCCCUGUUAGAGAAGAAAUUAUCUUUAUGAUCCAAAAAAUUUAAGUUAUGGUGAUUCAAAAAUAUAAUUUCAUAAAGAUGAUGUUUUUGUAAAACACUUUGUCAAUAAAAUGAUCAAAGAUGGCUUAAAGAAGUUUAAAACAUCUAAAAUAGCUAAUCUAGAUAAUCUAUUUUAUCAGUUUGAAUUCUUAUGCUUAUACACUCCUCUUUAUACUCAGUCACAUUAGUUUAGAAAAAUGUAUGGAGACAAUUUAGGUGCUAGCAUUGACUUCAUUCUAUAUUGUCUUUAGCAAAAAAUUUUUAAAUACAUAUACUAUAAGAACAUUAAAAAUCCUGUAAGCGAGUCAUUAUAGAUAGAAAAUGUAAAAGAGUUUGAUAAAGGGUUGAAGAAAAUUAGGGAAUCGAUAAGAGAUGUUUCAUAGCAUUUUUCAGAUCUCUGGGAAACUUUGAUCGAUCAAGUUCCAGACCUUUCUAAACUUUUGCAAGUUUGUAAUAAAAAUUUUUAAGAGAUCAAAUAAACUUAGGAUAUGUUUUAAGAUUUAACUCUUCUGAACAACACAUCAAUUGAAUUGAAAGUUUUGAUGGAAAUUUAUUCUAAUUAAAUUGUAUUUGAUGAGCUACUUUCACUUUAAGUUUAGAAGUCGAUCCAUAUGAGGUCUUAGCUAGAAGUAGGAAAUUCAGUCAAUUAGGAUCUAGAUUUUUUAAUUAAGAAAUACAAUAUUUAUGAUGAUAAUAUUUGUGUGAUAAGUUUAUCUAGUAGGUUUGAAACGAUGAGUUAAAUCACUUGGUGCUCUCACAAUGUAGAUUAAAUUUUAGGAGUGAAUUCAUUUAGUUUAAAAGGAAGAAGCAUAAAUGAUUUUAUGCCAUCAGUUUUUUCAUCUUUUCAUGAUCAAAUUCUAAAACACUUUUAUAAUACUGGUUAAGAAACUACAAUCAAUAAUAUUAUGCAUACAUGGGCAUUAGAUUAGCAGGGAUAUCUUUUUAGUGCGAAUAUUUUUGCAAAAAUUAUCCCACUUUAAAAAGAUAUUGAAAUCAUGAGUCUCAUCCAUAAACUAAAUAGUAUGGAUUAUAUAUUAACAGAUUCUGAUGGAGAAAUAAGUGGUUUUGGAAAAAAAUUUGCUAAUAUUUUAAACAUAACUCCAAAGGAAUUUUCAAAAUUUAAGCUAAACAUUUAGUUAAUCGCUCCAAAGUUAAUGUCUGUAUACAGAGACUAUUUUGUUGAUUUGGAAGAAACCUACUAAACUCAGAGACCAAUUCAAAACAAUAAAAAAAUGGCAGUUUUAGGAUCCGAUAUUUAAUCUUCUGUAAAAGAAAUUAAAUUCAUAGUAUUUAUUCCUUAGAACUUUACUGAUGUUUUGCAAGAUCAUUAAGAAAAAAAAGAUGAGCUUUUUUCAACAUUUUUCAAUUUGGAAGAAGAUAUUCUAAGAUAAAAGUCUAAAAUGGAUCCAAAAAUUUUAUUCGAAUUCAAAAGUAUUUAUUUUAAUUAUAUUUAAUAUGGACUGAGGAAAAUUAACUGGAAAAAAUUGUAAUCUAUAAUCAAAAUGAGAGCAACUAUUCAAACUUUUACUUUUUAUAAUGGACAUAAUAUGCAAAGUGUGAAAGCAUUGAAGAUAAUGCAUUAUGAAGUAAAAAAACCAGAUUAUGAAUACAUGCAGAAAAUGAAAAAAAGAUAAGAUGAUCUAAAGGGAGUUAUUACCGAAAUGAACAAAAUGAUUGAUGAUUAAAAAAAAAAGAAGUUUAAAGCUCAGAAUGAAGAAGAACAAAUUGCUUUAGAAAUUAAAGAAAAAGUUGAUGAUGGAGUUUAAGAAAAAAGAAAAUAGCAAUACAAGAAAAGACUCAAAAAUGUCUUAAGUUUGUUUUAAAGAUCUGGUUCAGCUUAAUUUACUAAUCUUGGCAGCUUGUAACCUGCUGAUAUCAAGCCAGAUUCAAAAGUUUCAACUCCUUAAAAUAGCUAAAAAUUACAAACUCCACAACAUAAAUAAUAAAAACCCUCACCAGGUUAGUCUGGAUAGCAAAACCAAAAUAAUGAAGAAAGAAUAGAUGUUGAAGUAAAAAAGGCAAUUAUUGGGUUACUUAGGCCAUCGACAUAAAAUAACUACGUUUAGACAGUUAUAAGGUAGGCAAGAUUAAGUUAAAUGAUUUAAAUAUAGGGUUUAAAAAAGGAAGAAAAACGAAAACAAAUUAAUUACAGAAAAUAGCCUUCAAAUUCGUAGUCAGAGUCUUCACCUAAAUCUAAUUAACAUAUCUUCAGCCAUCAAACUUCAAAAGUUGAAGAUUUUUCAAAUUAAGGUUCAGUUAUUUCAAAAGAAUAAGAUAAAUAGGUAUAAAAACCAAUAACUCCUGCUCCUGCUCCUGAUAGAAAAACCAAAAAGAACAUGUUUAUUAAAAAAAAUGUUGUAGAAAAUUUUUAUCCAGAAUAUGAUGAAGAUUUGCAUCUUCCUGUUGCUUCUAAAUUUAGGCAAAUACUCAUAAAUAAAAGAAUAAUAGGUAAGAAAAAAGGAAGUCAUUUUUAUCAGAACUAAGGAAAAACUAAAAGAAGAGAAAGUGGUUUGAUGUUUGACUUUGGUGAAGCAUAACACUCAGAAUAUAAUAAUACUAAUGCUGCCAUUACGAUGACAGAAAAUGAAAUUAAUAUAAAUUUAAUAGAUUAAGAUGAUGAAAAUAAAUAAGAAGAUUAAAAUUAAGUCUAAGUUUAAGAAAAUAAUUUCAAAUACUAAGGAUUUGAAAAAUAGAGAAGCAAAAUAAAAUCUUCAGAAGGAGAUAAGAGUCCUAAUUAUAAGGAUACAAAAGAAAUAAAAAAUGUGAUUAGUUAGGGGGAUUAUAAAAGAUAAAGAUCUGGAUCUAAAGUAGUAACCUAACAAGAUAGAAAUACAAAUGGAAGAAAGCUUAGCAAAAUGGGAUUGUUUUAAAAGUAAGGUUCUUAAAGCAAUGGAUUCAACAAAUUAAGGAGUAAAAUGAAAAAUGGACAAUUAAUAAAAUAACUUAAAAGCUUUGACAAAGAAAAAGAUGGUAGUCCAUCAAACUAAGGCAAUGGCUUAGUCACUGAAUAAAAAAAAGUUGAAAAAUCAGAUUCAAGUUCAGAAGAAGAUGUAAAUGCAGAGGAACUUAAAAUUUUGCUUAAAAGUGAGAAAUCGAAUCAUUCUGAUAAAGAAGAGAGAAAUUUAAUUGAUAAUCUUGAAAAAAGAGAUGUAUAAGAUGAAGAAAAAGCAGUUGCUUAAAGUGUUAAUUCAACAAACAGCUCAAUUAAUACUUAAAAUGCUUUAAGAUUGCUUAGAGUUUCAUUGUAAAAUAUGAAAUUGCCUCUUGUACUUAUUAUAGCAAAUUACUGUGUUAUUAUAAUGUGUAUUUUAGUUUUUGCUUUAUCGUUGACACAGUUAAUAACUACAUAGAGUAGCUAUACAGAUAUUAAAAAUCAGGUGAAUAUUCUUGAUAACAUAGCUGCUUACAGUGAGAACACUACCUAAUUUUAUUAUUACUAUAGGGAUCUAUAUUUUGUUUAAAAUAAAUAUCUUGAUAAUGCUUUAUAUGAUUAAAGUUGGUGGACAAAUCAACAACAGUUAAUUUUUAAUGCUUCUCUUAACUUUAUUAACUUUUCUGUUAAUGACUUAAGUCAAGCUGGUGGAUAAGAAAUUUAAGGAAAGGAUGUAAGAUUUUAUCUGUUUGAGCAAAUGGAUGCUAUAAUGCUGAUAGAUUAAAACCCGAUCUAGAUAAAUAUUGACUUUUAAAAAUAUAUAAGACUAUUCAUGAAUGCAGUUAAUAGCACAAUUUACUAUACUAGAAAUAAGUUUGAUAAAAAAGCAAUUUCUAAAGAUGAUUUUUUGUAUUUUAUUUUCUCAAAUUUUAAUCUGGAUGAUAAAUAGAACGAAUUUAACUUUUCAGAAGCAAUGAAUUUAAUUGACAAAAGUAUGAAAUAGCUAUUCAGUACUUUUGUCAGUUUAUGGACAUUUACAUUUACUCUGAUAGCAGGAUGUGUUUUGGCUAUUUAUCCUAUCAUCCUAAAAUCAAGAAUUAAAAUUCAUGAUAGUUUAGUACUGUUUACGAAAAUAUCAAUACGUGAUGUUGAAAAUUACUAUACUCAUUACAAAAAUAUUACGUACUUUUUCUCUACCUUUAUAAGCAUUAGAUAAUUAUCAAGAGAUGUUGAGAGUUUUUUAGAGGGAGAAUAAAUUCUUUAAUUUAGACAAAGAAAAGAAAAUGAUAAUAAGUCAAUAUCUCGUUCUCGUAAGUAUAAAGGAGUUAAAAUAGAUAGAUUGAGUUUCUUCUUUCAAAUGCUUGUAGUAUAUGUUUUUUUCACAUCCUUUGCCAUUUUAAAAGAUAUUAAAAUGAUUUUCUUUAUAACUAAAACCGAAGACUACAUAAGAGCUCAAAUAAACUAAUAGCAAGUUUACUACUAAUUCUAAAACAGAGUAAUUGGCUACAAAUAAUAUUUAUCUGAUUUCCAAGAUGAAGAAAAUCCGUCUUAAAUUGAAAUAGAUUCAAAUAAUCUUUAAGAUUAGAUGAAAGGAAAUAUUACUUAGUUAUUGAUGGAUAACUAUUAACUAUAUGGAUAAAUUGAUCAAACAUAUAUUCAAUUCGUAAAUAACCUAAUGACAGAACCUGUUUGUUAAAUGUUGAAUCUUCCUUCAAACGAUCCAUGCUAUAAUUUGUAAGAUAGUCUACUUUCUAAGAGCUUUUAGAAUUUCUUUAUAUAUUCUGAGAAUCUUUUUUUAAAUGGGUAUGAGCACGUCAAAACUGUUUACUAAUAAUAAGGAUUUUAAAAAGCAUAAACUGAGUCGAUUAUGCAGAUUAAUGAUACAUUCUUAAAAGAUUUAACAAGCCUAUAAAAUUAUAUAUAAUUGGUUAAUUUAAUGUGGAAAGAAUAUGAAUAAUCUUCAUUAUUUGAUGAAAUGGAUUAGUAGCUUUAUUUUACAGAGAUAGUAUUUAUUUGCUAUUCGAUAUCAAUUUUCUUAUUUUUGGUAUUUAUCUGGUUGAAUGUUUAUUUAAAUUUGAAAAGAGAUUCAAGAUGGGUCAAUGGAUUUAUUCUUCUAAUUCCAAUUUAAAUGCUCAGAGAAAAUUAAUAUCUUAGAAGCUAUCUCAAAAGAAAGCUCCAAAUCAAUAGUUUAAGUUACGCCUGA
Tetrahymena thermophila SB210 is the source of this 6264-nucleotide messenger RNA. Its product is annotated as transmembrane protein, putative. The record is from RefSeq and is a predicted model, not a curated record. The transcript is spliced from 19 exons. NCBI's taxonomy places the organism in Eukaryota, Ciliophora, Oligohymenophorea, Hymenostomatida, Tetrahymenidae.